Messenger RNA from Liolophura sinensis, 1617 nucleotides. RefSeq names its product acid-sensing ion channel 4-B-like. Gene Ontology annotation, molecular function: ligand-gated sodium channel activity. Gene Ontology annotation, biological process: sodium ion transmembrane transport. The transcript is spliced from 10 exons. The record is from RefSeq and is a predicted model, not a curated record. Bases 1 to 1617 code for a protein of 538 amino acids. Gene Ontology annotation, cellular component: plasma membrane. Lineage: Eukaryota; Metazoa; Mollusca; Polyplacophora; Chitonida; Chitonidae.
AUGGACAACCAGUUUACUUCGACGAGUUAUUUUGGUGAAAGUGCCUCAAGCGACCCCAGUACGGAGAUUCGAGGGCGUCAUAUCCGCACCAAACAGCCAUAUUCCUUCUGGGAUGUGCUUAGACGUUUUGCGGACAAGACAUCGUGUGUGGGACCGGGGAAUAUUUCCACCAGCCGGAGUUGGCAUGGCAGAGUGAUGUGGAUCCUCCUGUUUUUGUCUGCCUGGUCUCUCACUAUAUACAUGACUCACAAGAACUUUAUAGAAUACACAAGCUUCAAGACUAGAGUGGGUGUCUACAUGGGAUUCUCCAAGCUGAAAUUUCCAAUGGUGUCCAUAUGUAAUACCAAUCCAAUCAGGCGAAGUCAGAUAAAUUAUACAGUAUCUUCGGAACUACGAGACUUCCUUGUCCGACUUGAUUACACCCCAUCGUCUAACAGCAAUGAUUCAAAUUUCGAAUGGUCGCAUCAUUUCUGGGAUAGCAAUGAGACGGAUUACUUCAGCGAGUACUACUACUACGAUGAUUACGACUGGGGACCCAUUGUCAAAGCGGAUCCGCGAUCCCAGGUCACGAAGGAGUUUAAGAUCUUAUACGGGGGAGAAGACAGCGCUAACAAAGGUGCCAUUGGUCACCAGAUUGAGGACAUGCUGAUUUCGUGUUCCUACGCCGGGUUAAAGUGCGGCCAAGAACAUUUUGUGGUUACACGGUCCAAUGUGUUCGGAAAUUGUUUCACCUUCAACAGUGAAGUUGACAGUAAUCUGACGUCGCGACGUAGUGGAAACGAAAACGGCCUAUCGUUAAUCCUAUAUUUGGAGAAUGCGGAGUACAUCCCGGGCUUGACCAGUGGUUAUGGUGCCCGGCUGGUGGUCGGCCAACCUGGGCAAAUGGUACUACCUGAGUAUAAUGGGUUGUACUUAUCUGCUGGGGCAGAAACUGAUGUAGGUCUGACGCUGGUUAUUGUUGAAGGAGGAACAUUCCUCAGUCCAAUGGUAUAUUUAUUGAUCUCACUCAUUUUCAGGUCAACAUUACUCGUCAAGGAACACCAUAUGGAAAUUGUGUCAGUGACUCUGAAAACAGAGGUGCCUUCGGCGGAUUUCCAUCGGACAAUAGAUACUCCCGCCAGGGAGCAGACGUAUGACAUGAUGCUUUCUAGUCGGGAUUGGCCCACCAAUUCUUAUGUGAAUUCUUUACAAGAGACAAUAUGUAAGGACCCGUCACAGGAGGCCGACUGCAAUGAUCUCACCUAUUCGGACAUGGCGGAGAAAAGACGAAAUUUCCUGAAAGUGAACAUAUUUUACCGAGACAUGAAUUAUGAAGAUAUUAAGGAAGAGCCCAGUUACUCCGAUUCUCAGUUUUACUCCGACUUGGGUGGUACGGCCGGACUGUUCCUUGGUCUUUCAGUCCUUAGCCUCUUUGAGCUCGCCCAGCUUAUUAUGGAAGUGUGUGAGUGGAGUCUUGAACGGUUGUGCGGCCAUGAUCCAAAGGAAGUCCAAAAGCCACAGCAACAGGAGAAUAAAUCGCAAAAUUUACGCAACAUCAACAGUGUUCUCAGCAUGGAUACGGAUAAAAUGAAUGGCUACCGUGAACCUAUACGAUACGUGACCGGACAGCGAACUUAA